Molecule: messenger RNA, 1194 nt
Organism: Paramormyrops kingsleyae
Lineage: Eukaryota; Metazoa; Chordata; Actinopteri; Osteoglossiformes; Mormyridae
Source: RefSeq, a predicted model, not a curated record
CACUGGUCGAGAUAGUAAUCCUCUCAGGAGAAUAAACACGGCACAACAACACAAGGACCUGCGUAGGAUGUAUAAUCGUCGGCUGUCUCUCAUCCUGUAUAUUCGUAUAGAUUGAAAAGUCUUAUUAGUAUUGUGUACGCUUGGGAAGAAAUGGUUACGAUGAACGGACUGUGUGAGAUGGACUGCAACGUGCUGAAAAGGCUGCUGAAAGAGGACAGUGGGAAAUGCCUGCUGUUGGACUGUAGGUCUUUCUUGGCUUUCAGCGCCGGACACAUCCGAGGCGCUGUGAACAUCCGCUGUAACACUAUCGUGCGGAGACGGGCGAAGGGCUCCGUAUCCCUGGAUCAGAUCCUGUCGGGUGACGAGGAGGUCAAAAUGCGGCUUCAAUCCGGACUCUACUCCGCUGUUAUUCUGUACGACGAGAGGACGCAUGAUGCGGACAACGUGAAGGACGACAGCACGGUUAAUUUGGUUCUUAAAGCCUUGUACAGGGCUACAUAUGGGACUGAAAUAUAUCUACUGAAAGGGGGCUACGACAGAUUUUUCUCGGAGUAUCCCGAAUUUUGCCUGAAAACCAAAAUUUUGUCCAGCUCCUCAUUUCAGUCCGGCGGAGAGCCCAGCUGCAGCUCCUGUGGGACCCCCCACCACGACCAGGGCGGGCCAGUGGAGAUCCUUCCCUUCUUGUUCCUGGGCAGCGCGUAUCAUGCCUCCAAGAAGGACAUGCUGGAUGGCAUGGGCAUUUCUGCGCUACUCAAUGUGUCCUCCAGCUGCCCCAACCACUUCGAGGGCGUCUACACGUACAAGUGCAUUCCGGUGGAAGACAACCACAAGGCAGACAUCAGCUCCUGGUUCAUCGAGGCCAUCGACUACAUUGAUUCAGUGAAGGCCUCCAAUGGCCGUGUGCUGGUGCACUGCCAGGCGGGGAUCUCGCGCUCAGCCACCAUCUGCCUGGCCUACCUGAUGAAGAGGAAGCAGGUGCGCCUUGAGGAGGCCUUUGAGUUUGUGCGGCAGCGGCGCAGUGUCAUCUCGCCCAAUUUCAGCUUCAUGGGCCAGCUGCUGCAGUUCGAGUCCCAGGUCCUGGCUACGUCCUGCUCUGUGGAGGCUGCUAGCCCCCCCCCUCCACACGGACCCAAGGUGGUGGUCCCCACCGAGGCAGAGAAUAAUAACAUGCAGUACAAUGACAUCAACAAGUAG